This is a messenger RNA of Zingiber officinale, 857 nucleotides long. RefSeq lists its product as uncharacterized. The record is from RefSeq and is a predicted model, not a curated record. Bases 292 to 702 code for a protein of 136 amino acids. NCBI's taxonomy places the organism in Eukaryota, Viridiplantae, Streptophyta, Magnoliopsida, Zingiberales, Zingiberaceae. The transcript has 2 exons.
AGUGUUAUUACUCGUUCAAAAUUCCACAUCUCCACUUAUUCUCAACCAACCAAGCUAUAGUAUUGUUUACGUUUUCAUUAAUCCGUUCAGUUUUUCCACACUUCGAUCACAUCGUCACCUACUAAUUUUUAGCCUCUAUAUUAAUAAUUCCUCUCCUAACUCCAUCUUCUUCCUCUCCUUUCUUCCUUCUUCACCCGCUAGCUAAUUAGCUAUAAUUCUCCCUCUUUAGUUAUCGAUCCACCUCUUAUUCUUCCUCCGACUUCAGAUUAAUCUUCUAGGUCUAGUUUAUAAAUGGGCUGCUCCAGCUCGUGCCAGCUAGACGGGCCGCCGCCGGGCUGCGUGCGGGUGGUCCACGCCACUGGCCACGUGGUGGACUUGCCGGCGCCGGUAACGGCGGGCGAACUCACCGGGCGUCCCCCCACGCACGUGCUCGUCCUCGCCGCUCGCCUCGCCGCGUUCGGCUCGGAGCGCCUCCGCCUCGGAGACCGCCUGACGGCUGGCGGCGUCUACUUCCUCAUCCCCCACGAGCUCCUCCGCGCCGAGUCGUCAGUCGUCGACCUCGCCACCCACAUGGGCCGCCUCCUCGCCACUGCCAAGCGGGCCGGACCGGUCGCGGUGCCUACCGCGGCCCAGAAGGUUCGGCCCCGGGCCCGGGCGUGGAAACCUGAGCUGGAUGCGAUCGAGGAGAUCACGAGCUACUGAGAACGGACGGUGGAGAUUAAAGCCCAGAGUCAAUGGAAACAUUUCAUGUGGCUUUGCGUUUGCAGACUGUGCCGCGAAAAGAGGGUUAUUGUCUUAUUGAUUGUUGGAAAUUUUAUUGUUUAUAACUGAAAAUGGAAUCAUCGUUCUACUAGCUA